This is a messenger RNA of Aplosporella prunicola CBS 121167, 1401 nucleotides long. RefSeq lists its product as uncharacterized. NCBI's taxonomy places the organism in Eukaryota, Fungi, Ascomycota, Dothideomycetes, Botryosphaeriales, Aplosporellaceae. Bases 1 to 1401 code for a protein of 466 amino acids. The transcript has a single exon. The record is from RefSeq and is a predicted model, not a curated record.
AUGAACUAUAUCUUUGGAAAAGUUGAACAUUCGCUCGUAUACUUGAUUUUCUUUCCUCAACCCUUUGGCAAAACAAUUACAACAACAAUCUGCGCGACAUCCGCACCAGUUUCCUACAUGAAUAAUCAUAGUACAAACCACAAUACGAACACAGCAACCAUGGAGGCUAAGAGCUCUACUCUAGAGACAACCACUUCCCGCCCGCCCCCGACUCCGCUCCACCUUGAAGAGUAUUUCGAAGAUAUUUACACGACUUGGUACCGUGGAGCAGGCAUAGUCCCUGCGGCACUUCAUCACCUCUUCGUCAAGAGUCUGAAGUUCUGGGGCCCGCACAUGACAGCCUACGAGCGCUGGCACAAUGGAACUCCUGGCGACACGCCUCUUACAGAGGCCCAAAAUGAGUUCUUCGAGAAGGUGUAUACGAGAUAUUCCAACGGGCCAUGGUUCGAUGUCUGGACAGUCGACUGUACCAACUUCCUGAGUGACUCUUCCAUGCUGCACGAGCUCGACCUUGAGCAGCGCCUAGUCAACACGCGGUACGCUUGGGAGCCGGAAAUGGAUAUCUUGCUUGGAGCCGACAAGGGCGGCACCAAGUACCGUCUUGCGCCCAGCGACAUUGAGUGCGAACGCUUCGAAGCCAGCAACUUCAACCGUCUCUGGUACCUUGAGAUGCGCACGAGCAGGCCUCCUGCGCGCACCUAUAUUGGCCCACUCACUGAGGCUGAGGCUAUUGCGCAGAAUACUGGCCCCGUGUUUAAGGUCCGCAUCCUUGGGCUUGUCGAGACAUUGCCACUUGCCCCUGAGUUCGACAGCCAGCAAAAUCCCAAGUCGCAACCGACUACUUACUGCCUCGCAGGACAGAUCAACGAUGACACUGGCUACAUCGACAGCUUCUGGUUCGUCUCAGUCGAGAUGCUGUACGAAAAGAAGGGAAACUGGUCAGUCUUGCGGCGGCCUUUGGGCUACCUGCCCACCACAGCCGGGAUCACCAAGCCGUUCAUGGCCGCCAAACUCGCAGGCAUCUCAAAUCUCAGCUACUGCACUGAGAACACUGACUUGGACUGGAAGGAGAACGAGACCCCCUACAAGGGCCAGCAGAACCGGUUCCGCAAGAGGGGCCGGUCUCACAAACGCCAAGCCGUGGAGCCCGUCUUCACUGUGGACCCGCAGCGCGAAUACGUCCUUAGUGUGAACCCGGUCUUGGAGCUGGUUGAUCGGAUGGAGUACAUUGAGCUUGCUCCGGUCAGCUUUCAGCAGUCAAGAUACAGCUUCCCGGAACCAUGUUACUUGAAGAGUGAUGAGUCUGAGGACGAUAAGCAUCCUGUUGACAUUGAAUCGCUGCUGUACGACGAUCUCUCUGAAGUUGAUGGGAAGAGCCAGAACGAUACUGAAGUUGACUAG